Molecule: messenger RNA, 5187 nt
Organism: Cheilinus undulatus (humphead wrasse)
Lineage: Eukaryota; Metazoa; Chordata; Actinopteri; Labriformes; Labridae
Gene: afap1
Product: actin filament associated protein 1
Exons: 17
Coding region: 203-2422 (739 amino acids)
Cellular component (GO): cytosol
Molecular function (GO): SH2 domain binding; SH3 domain binding
Source: RefSeq, a predicted model, not a curated record
AAACCACCAGGAGAAAAAGUUUGAAAGGAGCUAAUUCAGUGGCCGGGUGUCUCCUAAAGAAGGAAUAAGAGGAGGUUGAAACUGAAGGAUCACAAACGUUGCUAAAGUCUGUCUCUGUGCGUGGAUUUUACUGCCGAGGAGCCGCUGGGCACGCUCCCGCUCCCGUGUGUCUGUGGGCGGAUUAGAUGAGUCUGACUUCACGAUGAGGAGCGACCCUCUUCUGUUCACUUCCAGCAGGGCGAUGGAGGAGCUGGUGUGUGAGCUCCGUCUGUUCCUGGACCUGCUGGACAGAGAGUAUCUGAGCGCCGGGGUCAGAGAGAGGAAGCUGCACCUGUCCAACAUCCUACACAGAGUCCUCUCAGAUAAAGAGCCUUCGUUCAAGUCAGAGAUCCAUAGCGGUCUGCCGGCUCCGCCUCAGAUGCCGCUCCCUGAGAUCCCUCACCCAUGGCUGCCUCCAAACAGCGGCCCUCCUCCGUUGCCCAGCUCGUCUCUACCAGAAGGAUACUAUGAAGAAGCUGUUCCUCUGAGUCCUGGAAAGGCCCCUGAGUACAUCACCUCCAACUACGACUCUGACGCCAUGAGCAGCUCCUAUGAGUCGUACGAUGAGGAAGAGGAGGACGGGAAGGGACAGAAGAUGCGUCAUCAGUGGCCAUCUGAAGAAGCAUCCAUGGAUCUGGUGAAGGACGCUCGGAUUUGUGCCUUCCUUUUAAGGAAGAAGCGCUUCGGCCAGUGGACCAAACUGCUCUGUGUCAUCAAAGAUAACAAACUGCUGUGUUACAAGUCCUCCAAAGACCACACCCCACAGAUGGAGCUGACCCUGUCUGGAUGCAGCAUCACGCACAUCCCCAAAGACGGCAAAAAGAAGAAGCAUGAACUGAAGAUCGUCCACCAGGGUGCAGACGCUCUGGUUCUGGCUGUACAGAGUAAAGAACAGGCAGAGGAGUGGCUGAAGGUGAUGAGAGAGGUGUGUGUUAAUGGGAGUGUUGACCUGGAUGGAGCUGGAUCAGGAUCACCGGUGCAUAAACCCGAGCUGGAAAAGAAGGCUUCAUGUGACAGACCGAGCUCAGACGGUGAGGUGGCUCAUGAGAACGGACACAGCGACUGCAAAGAUCAAGGAAAAGGAAAAAAGAACUCAAAGUCCGAGCAGAAGAGCGGGACGGUGGGGAAGGGAGCAGGGAAGAAGAUCACAAAAAUCAUCGGGCUGGGGAAGAAGAAGCCGUCUACGGAUGAGCAGACCUCGUCAGCAGAGGAAGAUGUGCCCACAUGUGGCUACCUGAAUGUCCUGUCCAAUAACCGCUGGCGAGAGCGUUGGUGCCGCCUGAAAGACAACCAGCUGCUCCUUCACAAAGACCGGGACGACCUGAAGAGCCACAUCGCCUCGUUGCCCCUCCGAGGAUGUGAGGUCAGCCCCGGCCUUGACCACAAACACCCCUUCGCCUUCCGCCUGCUUCGUAAUGGCCAGGAGGUCGCUGUUCUGGAGGCAUCCUCCUCUGAGAUGAUGGGUCGCUGGUUGGGGGUCUUAUUGGCAGAAACUGGCUCCACCACCGACCCAGCCACCCUGCACUACGACUACAUCGAUGUUGAGACCACGGCUAAUGUCAUCCAGCUCGCCAAGCAGUCUUUUUGCUUCACCAGUAAGCGAGCCGUCUCCCCUAACCCAUACCUGGACAACCCAGUCAAUGGCUACGCCUGUCCCACUGGUAUGGCUCUACACUACGAUGAUGUGCCCAUCAAUGGAACGCUGAAAGGAAAGAAGGGAGCAGCGACCAAUGGGAUUGCUUCAAAGCAGAAGACCGAUCAAAAGAACCAGCCCAAAAAGAACGGUGUCAACGGGGCGAACGGGAUGGCUUCACUUAAACGCAACACCUCCAAUGCAGAGCAGGUUAAGUAUGGGAAGAACCGUGUGGAGGCCGAUGCAAAGAGGCUGCAGACCAAGGAAGAAGAGCUAAUGAAGAAGAAGCAGGAGAUCAGGAACCAUCUGACCCAGCUGAAGAAGGAGAGGAGAGACCUUCGCACUGCUGUGGAAGCUGCUGUCGGCAAGCGUUCUCAUGCCUCGCUGUCAGAGCGACUGAAGAAGGUGGAGGAGGACUGCAGGAAGAAGGAGGAGGAGAGGGUUAACCUGGAACUGGAGCUGACGGAGGUGAAGGAGAGUCUGAAGAAAGCCCUGAGCGGUGGUGUCACCCUGGGCCUCACCAUUGAACCAAAAACAGGCUCCUCUGGACUCCAGUCACCAGCCAUGAUGCGACGAACCCAGGGGUCCUCUCCUUUCUCCAGCUGUGACACCAGUGACACAGAGUCCUGCUCCCUGCCGGUCAAUAGCGCAUCCCUACUCCGCCGGCAGCAGGGCACCCAGAAGCCUUCAACAGUCCGGGGACAUGUCCUCAGGAAGGCCAAGGAGUGGGAGCAGAAGAGCGGCACAUAAUCGGCCUCAACGUUUCGCACCAGUCUCACUUUUAUUUCUUUGUUUCUUUUUAAGAAAUUGUGUAUAUAUUUAUUUAAGACUGUUCAUACAGUGUGAGAGUGUAGAGGGAGGAUGACACAAGAAUAGCAUUCACAUCAACCAAAAAGAAGUAGCUGGUUUUAGUAGACUGUCAGUUCCACAACAUACCAGAAAUGACAAUGUCUUAAAUUUCUUUCUAUUGAGCAUGCUCAUUGUACACUUGUGUUGUCUGCUGUACUCUUUUCAAGCAACCACCUUUUUUCUAUUCAAAUCCGUUUGGCAGGUUUGGGUUCAAAAAGGUUGCAACCAAGUAUUUAUUUGUAAAUGUUUAAAGGAAAUACUAGCUUCCCUUUGUUUAUUUAUGUGGAUAUAUUUAACAUUUUUGUCUCACAAUUUGUCACACUCAUAGACUCCCAUUCCCUACAUUAAAUGGUUCUCAUACAGCAAAUAAAGUGCAUAAUUAUAGGUCAUAAUAGUCAUAAGACAUACCAGCUAGGACCAGUGGUGCUCAUCGAGACAUUAAAAAUGCAUAAAACACACAAAAAUAUGUGGGUACACAGAAGUUAAGUAGCAUAAAUCACAAAUUGAGAUUGUGUUUUUUUCCAUGCAACACUUUCAGAGCAGCACAGUAAUCAAGAAGUCAAUGCAAAGUGAGACGUUAGCAAGACUGUGCCACGAAAGCCUGUUUACAAUAAUUAUGCCUUAAUUGCAUCAGAAAUUUUCAUGCAACAGGCCCUUUAAAAGACUAGCAUUGCAAAAUUGUUCACCAUUGCCUUGCAAAUUGAAUUUGGCUUUUAAAGAUCUUUGGGGUUAAGUCAUUCAUCCCUCAAUCUUUACAUUAUCUAUACCAAUUACCCCAAUUGGGGUGGUGGAGGGCUGAAGCAAAUCCCAGCCUUUAUUUGGCAAGAGGAAGGCUCUUAGUCAUUCAAAGGAAUGACUAAGACAAGCAUGCGGUCAUACUUACUGUCAAUUUAGAGUGUGAGCCUGUCUGUGUUGUAUGGAACAAAUCUAGAGUACCUAAAGAGGUAUCAUCCACCAUGACACAUUAAACGGGAUAAAGCGCUGAUUUUUCAGGCUCAACAGGACCCAUGAAGCUAAGUCUACUGGUUUAGGCUUUAGUCAUGCUCCCUAAGUGAAGUCUGACUUCAGCACUAGAGCCCAUCAUACAGAAAACUCUCAAAUCUCAGCCAACAUGGCUGAUAGUAGGCGGUCAGGAGCAUCAGGCCACCUCCUCCAAUCACACCACUGCAUUACUGUAGCCCUGUGGUCUGCUUUUGUGUUUUUGGUUGUGCUAAACAUCCCUGAGGCACAUUCAAAACCCAGCAUCAAUACACUGACUCAAACUAAAUCACUUGUUGUAAGCUUAAAGUGCUAAAUGUUCUGCUAAAGACACAUUUUAAAGACUGCGUCAUACAAACAUUCCAUCAAUGUCACAUUUCUAUGGUUCUUUUUAUGGCUCUAUGUUACACUGUUUUUGCUUUGCUGGAGUGUUGAUACUGGACCUUAUAAAAGAAGUGGAAGUAGCAACCAUUGGUUUGUCACAUUGAGGACAGCAUAUUAACAGGGUUUUUUUCAUGGGUAUAUUUGAAUGCCUAAACAGAUAGUCAGCGCUUCACCUUUAUCCUGUUUGGAAGGUUACUGACAGUAGAGAAUGAGAAGCGCGUCAGGAUGAAUCAACUGAGCAGAAGACCUAAAGCGGUUUAGACUGGGUGCAUGUUGGCUGUGUGAUGGCUGUGGCGCAUCUGCUUCAGCUUGCAUUGUAAGAGCUUUCAGACCAUGCAUGUGUGCUAGUUGAAUUUGGGCCUUUUACAGGUUUUACUUAAAUAAAUUUUCCUACAAAGGACUUAUGUUGUUUAAUGAGCAGGGGGACAAACGAGGUGACGCACUGCAGAAAAGCCAGGCUUUUACUUUGAAAAGCAAAAACUACAAGUGUAAUCCCUCUAACAUAUCUGGCAUACAUAUCUGUUAAAACAUGGUAAAUGUGUCUUGUAUUUAUCAUUUUCCUGUCUAUUUUGGCUCAGUGACAUCUGCAGUAAAAACAGGCAAGAUUUUUCUAGAUUUUUCUAGAUUCUCGGCAGCAUGAGACAUGGUGCUCAUGCUGGCACUCUGAAAGCCCCAAUUUACCAUGCACACUGAAAUGAAAAUCAAGCUGCGACACAAAAGUAACACAGAUGCUAUGCACCCAAUCGAACAGCCUGAAGGUUUAAUGCAGUCAGUUUCUUACUACUAGAUAAUGGCCUUGUGGCAAUUACAAAGAAUGUAAUUGCAGUGAGGCUAUUUCUGCUUUAGCUUCAGUACUGAGUCAGUGGUUUACUUUCACUUCUUAGAUAUGGUUUGUUUGUUUAAGGUGCUUUUUAGGGAUUGUUGAGAGAAGUAGUGCACCAACUGACCAUCAAUCUUGUAAAUAUUUUUCUAUUUCCAACCCGCUUUCAAACUGAUAACCAACAGAUCUGUGAGCUAGAGUGUAGUCAGCAUGUUAGCAUGAAGACAGUGGCACAUGGGGGGGUUCUAUCUACAAGUAUUUAGUUCAUGUGGAUUCCCUGUUGGCUUUAAACUGAGCAAGAUGUCUUUUGCCUGUAAAUAUGAACCUGCUGUUCAUAGCUUUGGUUUCUGGGAGUGGGUGGGGUACAGCCUUGUACAUCAGUGUUUUUUUUUGCACCUUAUACAUUUUCUACUCUAUUGUAUUCCCAGACAGUUACCAACUUGGUGACAAACAUGCUUGUACAUAAAAUAAAUAAACCUCCUGA